UUGUUUUUUCAAGCGCGACUCUGCCCCGGACCCGGGAGGCGCCCGAGGCCGCCGCCGCCGCUUCCGCAGCUACCGGUGGGGGGCACGAGGCUGUGCCACCGCGGACUCUCACCAUUCGCCUCAGCUCUUCCCUCCUUCGGGUAUCUUCGAUCUUCCUGAGAGCCGGAGCCCGACUGUGGGGGGAAGAAAGACUCGAGAGCAGAUGCUUGAACUGAAAUAACUUUAUUUUGGGGGGUUUACUUCGCUGACAGACCCUUUAGCGCAGGGCUCCCCUUCCCCUCUUCCCCCUCUGCCGCCAGUACCAAUCCUCUCCCCCACUCCCUCUUUCUCCUUUUUCCGCCUUUUUUUCUCUCUUUUCCGCGGUCGCCGUUUUCUCCGCGUCCUUCCCCUCCUUCGCCCCCCGGGGCGCCGAGCCAGACUAUGGGUCCCAGGUGGGGGCUGAGCGGCGGCAGCAGCGCGGGCGGCCCGGUCACAGUGCGCACUGCAGCGGGGAUGGAGGGGCUCAGUUGGCUGGUGGUUUUCUCUUGACAUGGCUCCUGCCCGUGCUGCUAGCAGCGCCGCCUCUUCCGCCGCCGCCGCCGCCACCGCUCCGCCCGCAGGCUGCGGCUAAGAGGGCCCGUACCCCGCCCGAGAGUCGGUCAGUGAGUCCCGGUUUCCGCGGGGACAGGGAGGGGAUUUCCCUGUCACCCACCCCGCCCCAGCUGCCUCAAUUCCACUCCCUGCCUCCUCGGGAAACUAAUGAUCCCGCCCUGAACAAUCCAAUCUCGGGAAACAUGGUCUGUUCAACGUGAGAGAUAGCUAAUCCAGAAUCCGCGAGUUAAAAAUAAUUUUUUUUUGGUUGAUGGGCUUACUUUAAAAAGCAAUAUUAACACAAUUAUUUUUUUUUUUCCCACUGAUCCUUCCCAUUUACCCUCACCCGCCUACUCUACCCGGGCGGGAAUUGUUUCCACGAUGAAAUGAGUGAAAACCUGAGCGAUCCUGUGUCUCUCGUGGUGCUAGUGAGUCGCUGCCGCUGAAGGCAAGGGGUGGGGGUGGGACCUGGGGGGUGGAAGGCAGGUGGUCCCCGGGCAUUGCCUGGGAUUUGGGAGAAGAACCCGCCGCCUUUGCCUCAACAAUGCUCACAAGAUAAAUCGCACUCCCCACCAUCUUGAACGGGGGCAGAUUUGUAGAGAAGGCUCCCUUGGGGAAUGUAGGACUCAUUGCAGGACUGGGGGGUGUUGGGAUCGCGGGCAUUAAUCAGGUCUAACUACAGAGCCGGAAUAAUUACUAUAUCGUAUUAUAUACCCACUUUUCUCUCCGCCAUCAUGAUUCUCCUUGGCAGCAGCAUUAGCAGCCGCCUGAGGGUGAAAAUUUGGGUGAUGGGGAAGUUGGUAAUGACUCCGCUGUUUUUUCUCAUGGCUCCUUUGGGCAACAGCUGCCCGCCCCCGGUAUACACUGUAGUUGAUUGCAGGGAAACCCUGUACCUUUUCCCUUUCUUCUCUACCGAUUUUGCACUUUUCUCUUUGCUCACCACCAAGUGUAAUCAAUAACAAGCACUGACGAUAGCAAUAGUGAAAUCUGAAAUAACUAAGAGUUAAUUAGGUACUACAGCCAUGGAUCUGGCUGGGUAAAAGCCAAUUGAAUAUUUCAGUUUCAUUCAGCUACCCCGUUUCGGUGUUUUGUUUUUGUUUUGUUUUUUUCGUAUUUUGGAAAGCAAGGAUCACACUUCCCCCUCUCCAUUCCUUUUCAUAAUCCCUUUAAAAAGGGGAAAAAAUCCGAAUGGAUUUUAAGGAUUGGACUGGUAUCAGCUGUGUUUUAUUGCACACCUAAAUGCUGAUAAUAGGCUUUCAUUCCCCCUUAAAGCCUGUAUUUUGGCAGUUACAUCAAAUGUGUUUUCCAAAAAGUUAGUUCCAGUAUUUUCUCCUCUUUCUUUCCUUCCUUCCCUUCCUUCUUCCCGUGCGACCCCAAACGUUAUUGUCCAAACAUGAAUGGACAGCAGCUUUUGUUUCUUGACCCUGUAAUAUGAGUCUGCUAAUAUUGCCAGAAGGUGCGGCUUUUGGGUUACAGUCGUGAUUUUAGCUAUUCAAUCAUAUUAGCAGGAAAAAAAUGACUUGUUUCUGUUGUACUUGAGUCUUGAGAAAAAGUGCCCAUAGUUUAGUGACAAUUUCCAAAGGCUUUAGUACCACCUGUAUUUCAAAAUGGGGGACCCAAACUCCCGGAAGAAACAAGCUCUGAACAGACUACGUGCUCAGCUUAGAAAGAAAAAAGAAUCUCUAGCUGACCAGUUUGACUUCAAGAUGUAUAUUGCCUUUGUAUUCAAGGAGAAGAAGAAAAAAGCAGCACUUUUUGAAGUGUCUGAGGUUAUACCAGUCAUGACAAAUAAUUAUGAAGAAAAUAUCCUGAAAGGUGUGCGAGAUUCCAGCUAUUCCCUGGAAAGUUCCAUAGAGCUUCUACAGAAGGAUGUGGUACAGCUUCAUGCUCCUCGAUACCAGUCUAUGAGAAGGGACGUAAUUGGCUGUACUCAGGAGAUGGAUUUCAUUCUUUGGCCUCGGAAUGAUAUUGAAAAAAUUGUCUGUCUCCUGUUUUCUAGGUGGAAGGAAUCUGAUGAGCCUUUUAGGCCUGUUCAGGCCAAAUUUGAGUUUCAUCACGGUGACUAUGAAAAACAGUUUCUGCAUGUACUGAGCCGCAAGGACAAGACUGGAAUUGUUGUCAACAAUCCUAACCAGUCAGUGUUUCUCUUCAUUGACAGACAGCACUUGCAGACUCCAAAAAACAAAGCUACAAUCUUCAAGUUAUGCAGCAUCUGCCUCUACCUGCCACAGGAACAGCUCACCCACUGGGCAGUUGGCACCAUAGAGGAUCACCUCCGUCCUUAUAUGCCAGAAUAGAGCACUCAACUGACCAGCAAAAUGGAGAAGAUCAGAGAAUGAAGCAGCAGUUUUUUUUUUUUCUUGUUUUCUUACCACUUUAUUCUUUCAGAGUUUAAAGAAAAUGGACUCAUGCACAGAACACUAUGCAUUUUGAAACUUGUUCAUCCUGGAUUUUUUUAAAAUCAUUUGUAUUUCAGAACUUAAAUUAGAUGUCUUCUGCGCAGACUGUGUGAAAGAAGGUGCUUUGCAUAUUUGCUGCAUUGCAUCAGCAUCUUACUAAAAAUGUGAAAUGAAAGGACUAUUGUACACUGAAAUGCUUAAAUGUAUCUGAAAGCACAAGGUGAUACUCAUUUUUGAUGGUCUUCCCAUUUGGGCUGGUUUUUGCCUCUUUGACAUCUGUCAUCAGUAUUUAGAGGGUGAGAAGUGAAUGUAGCAGGUAUAAAUACAUUUUUAAAAACUUAAUAGCUUUGCUAUAAUCACCGAAGUUCCAGAGCACUGUCAGAUUCAUUCUAAUGACCAGAAGUAGUUUAAAAAAAAAAAAAGACAACAUGGGAAAGAAAUCUUAAAUGAAAAAAAGCAUCUCAUUGUAGGCAUUCUUGCCUCAUAUUUUACUGGGCCAUGUUUGUUUCCUGGUACUCAUAAAUACAUGUAUUUUUUUUUUUUUCCAGAUCUCUUUCCCCAAGUUACUGUUUAUAAGAGUAUUCUGCUAAGUGUGGAUACAGUUAUACACAUUUAAAGCAGACCUGGAGUCUGAAGUAGCUAAAGCAGCUGUAAAACUGAGAAAUACAUUCAUAGCUGCAGAAACCAUGAUAGGUAGAGGAUUUUCCUUUUUGGUGUUUUAUGUUGUUUUUGAUUUUAAAGAGGAGAUUUUAUUACAAAGAAAAAAUUCCAGUGACUUGUGCAGAAAUACUGGUUUCUACACCAUCCUAAAGAAAAACUUGCAGGGGUUUUUUUGGAGUAGAAAGUUAAUAAAAGCUGGGAUCUUAAAUUGUUUAAAAUAAAAAAAAGUCAAAGUUCUAAAAGCAGAACUCAUUUUGUGCAAUGAACAUAAGACUACUGUAUAGUUUUGGUUUUUUUUUUUCCUUUUACAUGAAGAAAAGCUUUGCUUAAGGGUUGCCAACUUUUAUUGGAGUACAUCUGAAUGACCUACUCCUUUGGAGUAAAACUAGUGCUUACUGGUUUCCAAUUGUAUUUAGCUUCUGGUUGGAAUUUGAAAAAAUGAAAACCUAAAUAAAAUAGGUGAACGUUCCCUGACUAUUCAGGUGAAUACACAAA
Choloepus didactylus (southern two-toed sloth) is the source of this 4124-nucleotide messenger RNA. It is a transcript of the gene C7H6orf62, whose product is annotated as chromosome 7 C6orf62 homolog. The record is from RefSeq and is a predicted model, not a curated record. NCBI's taxonomy places the organism in Eukaryota, Metazoa, Chordata, Mammalia, Pilosa, Megalonychidae. The transcript has 5 exons. The coding region runs from base 2178 to 2867 and encodes 229 amino acids.